AUGAAAGCUAGGGUUGCUUCCUCUACUCCAAUGAUGGACUCCUCACAUGUGGUCCUUGAUGUAGUUCCUUUAUCAAUGGUUCCAUGUCAUGUCUCUGUUCAAAACAAGAUGAGACCUCCGUCUAUAAAGAAAGAACAUUCAAUUAUAAGCCUCUAUCUUGUACCUAUUAAAUCUGCUAAUGUUUCUGCUAAAGAGUUUAUCUGUUCAAAAUUGGUUAGUAGAGUGGAGCCCUCUGGUUCAUCUGCUUCAGAAAAGUCUAAUAAAGUUGUGUCUAUUGAUGACCCUGUGUCUAUGAAUGCUAAGGAGAAUCAAGAUGUGUCUAAUGAUGAGGAAAGUCUAGGUGGAAGGAAAGAAAAAUCCAAUGUCAUUGUUAAUUUUAAUGAGUUGGACUCUGAUGAAGAGACCAUUGCUAAGAAUAUGGCCACUGGCAUUGCCAAGAGGCUGAAGAAUAGAAUAAGCAAGGUUGUGAUGACUGAAGGCAUGCCCUCUAAGGCUGCCAAGAAGCAUGUUAGUGUAGGUUCCACCAAAAGCUGGAGAAAAGUGACUGCUAAUAGGAAGAGGAAUGAGGUCUCCUCGAGUGAGUCUGAUUUUGAUGUUGAACAUGAUGUUUGGGACAUCACUCCAGUUCUGAAAAAGAUACUUGUGAAUGUUCCUGAGGUACCUUUAGAUAAUAUCUCUUUCCAUUCUGUUGAAAAUGUUGACAGAUGGAAGUUUAUUUACCAGAGAAGGCUAGCUCUGGAGAGGGAACUUCGAAAGGAUGCACUUGAAUGCAACAAAGUUAUGAAGCUCAUUGAACAUGCUGGUUUGAUGAAAAGUGUCACAGAUUGUGACAACAAGAAAAACAAGGAUUUCAUAAAAGUAUUUGUAAGAGGAAAAUGUGUGCAAUUUUCACUUGAUGUGAUUAAUAGAUACAUGGUAAGAUGUGAAGAUGAACAGGUUGAGAUAGAAGUGACUGACAACUUGGUUUGCAAAGAAAUUACUACAAAACAGGUCCCCGCCAAUCAUACAUCAACCAUUGCCAUAGGAUUAGGGAAGUUCAUCUAUGUUAUUGGCACAAAAACCAACUUUGAUUUUGAAGCUUAUGUUUUUGAACAAACUUUGAAGCAUGUUGGUACAUGUGCUGUGAAAAUGCCCAUUGCAUUUCCUUCUCUUAUAUGUGGAGUUACUAUCAGUCAACAUCCAGAUUUUGUUCAAGUGUUAAGAGCAGCAGACCAGUUGGAGAGAGACCUUGUGCAAAUAGUUGUUGAGGAUUCAGUAGAUAGUGAUGAUGGUGGCAAAGCAGUCACACGUCGUCAUUGGACAUGGAUAGGUUCCUUUGCAGUUGAAGGAGAGAUUCUGGAUGGGAUUAUCACAAGCAGUCGCGGAGAGGUUAAACGAAUUUGCAGUCCAAAUGUGACGAGCUCCAUUGUAACACCGUCCAAUGAGUUUGCAAUUGCAAAAUCUACUAUUCCUUCAAGGAGUGAAACGGCUGCUGUAAUCACACAAGAUGCACGUAAUGGUUUCAACUUAGGAGGAAACAAUGCCAACAAUUUGCUUGCUCAAAUUGCUGGCUUGGAUGACCAUUUAUGCUUUCCUGUUGAUUAG
This is a messenger RNA of Lathyrus oleraceus (garden pea), 1584 nucleotides long. RefSeq lists its product as uncharacterized. NCBI's taxonomy places the organism in Eukaryota, Viridiplantae, Streptophyta, Magnoliopsida, Fabales, Fabaceae. The record is from RefSeq and is a predicted model, not a curated record. The transcript is spliced from 8 exons. The coding region runs from base 1 to 1584 and encodes 527 amino acids.